Trichoderma reesei QM6a is the source of this 495-nucleotide messenger RNA. RefSeq lists its product as uncharacterized. The record is from RefSeq and is a predicted model, not a curated record. The coding region runs from base 1 to 495 and encodes 164 amino acids. The transcript has a single exon. NCBI's taxonomy places the organism in Eukaryota, Fungi, Ascomycota, Sordariomycetes, Hypocreales, Hypocreaceae.
AUGGCACCAGAGGUCUUCUUCAGCGUUUGCUACGCGGACAAGCAGCCUCCAAAGGCAAUCCAAGACUUGCACACCUUCACCCCAGCCAUUCUCGAUGGCUACUGCCGCCACAGGGUUCAAUAUGCAGACUAUCCCGCCAUUGUCGAAGAGCCAGGCCACUGCGUGCGAGGCAUGUACGCGACUGGAUUGACUGACGCAAACAUUCACAAGCUGGACAUCUUUGAGGGUGAUGAGUAUAAGCGGAUCAAGGUCAAGGUCAAGCUCCUGAAGAUGGAGGACGGAAAGGAAGUUGAGGGAGAGGUCAAGGAGGCGGACGUUUACGUCUUUCUCAACCCCGACCAGCUUGAGAAGCGUGAAUGGGACUUUGAAGAGUUCCGCGAGCAGAGGAUGAAGCUGUGGACCCGAGGUGACUGGGCGUUCUCAGAAGGUAACUCCUUGAGCUGCUAUUACUACGCCCCUUCUGAGAGAUCCACGUUUACUGAUUUGCAGAUGUAG